GAUUUGCAAUGAUCGGCUUCAUACAACCAUGACGAAAUCUAAGGUUUUACGAGGCACUUCCAGUUGGUAUAUGCAGAGUUGGGCUGCGGGUUGUUAUUGGUUGUCUUAUUGGGAGAGUCGCCACUGGCUAUUACUUUACAGUUCAUUUUACUGUUUUGUACAGUAUUUCGGUUUUUUCGCGAAUAGUAAACGGGUACUAUAUAUAUAGAUGUCAAGAAACACAAAAUUCAGAAACUGCGUGAUAUUUUCUUAUAUGUAAAAUACAUAUUUUGCUUCUGAAAACCAUUUUAUAAUUUGAUUAUAAAGACUCUAUUAAUACGGUCUCUUAUUUGGCCAAUAUAGUAGGCUAACAGUAUGUAUUCGGGUGUAUUAGUUUUAUUUUUAACUUUUCUGGUCUGCCAGUCGUUACCUUUUCGAGACGUGUACACAAACCACUGGGCUUUGCGGAUUUCAGGGGGACAUGAAGAAGCAGAUAAACUUGCCUCAAAAUAUGGAUAUAACAAUUUGGGUCAGAUAGGAGCCUUGAAGGACUAUUAUCAUUUUCAUCACAGCAAGGUGGUCAGAAGGUCAGCCUUCACUGCAAGGGGCGAUCACACCUUUAUCCGCAUGAACCCCAAGGUCAACUGGAUUCAGCAACAGGUGAUUAAGAAGCGAGUGAAGAGGAAUGCUGCGAGCGAUCAAGACUAUUUCACCUUUAAUGACCCUAAGUGGCCCAACAUGUGGUACUUUCAAUGUGAAAAUACGAGUCACCAGUGCAGCUCGGAGAUGAACAUUCUGGGAGCAUGGCGGAGAGGCUUCACGGGCAAGAACGUGGUGGUCACCAUCCUGGAUGACGGCAUUGAGAAAAAUCACCCUGACCUCGCUGCAAAUUAUGACCCACUGGCCAGUUAUGACAUCAACGGGAACGACCGCGACCCCACACCACGCUAUGACGCCAGCAACGAGAACAAGCACGGCACCCGCUGCGCAGGCGAAGUGGCAGCCGUGGCCAACAACUCCCAUUGCAUUGUGGGCAUCGCGUACCACGCUCGUAUCGGAGGUGUUCGGAUGCUGGACGGGGAUGUGACGGAUUUGGUGGAAGCCAAGUCUUUGGGAGUCAGGCCGAACCACAUUGACAUCUACAGCGCCAGCUGGGGGCCAGAUGAUGAUGGGAAGACAGUGGACGGGCCCGGCCCUCUCACCAAGCACGCCUUCAGGGAGGCCAUUAAGAAGGGUCGUAAAGGGCGGGGCUCCAUAUUCGUAUGGGCAUCGGGCAACGGGGGCAGGGCUGGCGACCAUUGCUCCUGCGACGGCUACACCAACAGCAUCUACACCAUCUCCGUCAGCAGCACCACAGAAGCCGGCACCAUGCCCUGGUACUUGGAGCCCUGCGCUUCUACGUUUACCACUACCUACAGCAGCGGGGAGAGCUACCACGGGAAGAUUGUGACCACUGACCUUCGACACCGCUGCACAGAAGGGCACACCGGCACCUCAGUCUCCGCCCCUAUGUUGGCAGGGAUCAUUGCUUUGGCACUGGAGGCCAAACCGCUGCUCACCUGGAGAGACGUGCAGCACCUCCUGGUGAGAACAUCACGUCCAGUCCACUUGAAGGCCAAUGACUGGAAGACCAAUGCUGCAGGCCACAGAGUCAGCCAUCUAUAUGGUUUCGGGCUGGUGAAUGCAGAGGCUUUGGUCCUGGAAGCUCAGACAUGGAAGAAUGUUCCCCCCCAGCACGUCUGCAUCGAGACCCCCGACAACAUGACCAGGUACAUCCAUACUGACCAGCUCCUGAAUGUCAGCAUUACCUCCACAGCCUGUAUGCAGCAGCCAAACCACCAAGUGCAGUACCUGGAACAUGUGAUAGUAAAGGUCACAAUUCUGCACCCACGGCGAGGAGACCUGGAUAUCAGCCUGGUGUCACCGUCGGGAACGCGCUCGCAGCUGCUGGUCAAUCGGCAACAAGACUGGUCCAAAAAUGGCUUCAGGAACUGGGAGUUCAUGACAGUCCACUGCUGGGGGGAGAAGGCAGAGGGUCUGUGGACACUGGAAAUCAGAGACUCACCUUCACAGCAGCGUACCACAAAGAGUCUGGGUAAACUGAUGGAAUGGACACUGAUCCUUUUUGGAACCUCAGAGCACCCUUACCGCUCCAUAUCCUCACUCCAAGCCAUACCGGAGACACCCAUCCCAGAGCAGCAGGGGGGGAACGAAGGGGAGGAUGAGUAUGACGGACCCUGCCACCCGGAGUGUGGGGAGAGCGGCUGCGAUGGGCCCUCCGUCAACCACUGCCUCAACUGUGUGCAUUUCAGCCUGGGCAGCCUGCAGACAGGCAGGACGUGUGUCAGCCACUGUCCCGUGGGCUUCUAUGAGGACAAAGCGGCCCGGAGAUGCAGACGCUGCAGGCAUGGCUGCGAGCGGUGCCAGGGCGGGGCGCCUGACCACUGUCACUCCUGCCGCAAAGGACUCUACCUGCAGCCCGAGAGCCACACCUGCGUGCUCAGCUGUCCCCUCGGUCAUUACGUGAACUACGUCCACAGGCAGUGUGAAAGAUGCCACGAUAACUGCAGGACAUGUUGGCAUGAUUUUGACACGUGUACAAGCUGCAAAGAGGGCUACAGGCUGUCACGUACCACCUGUGUGCUUGAGUGUGCUGAUGGGACAUUCUUAAGCCCAGAGGAGAAAUGUAAUUCUUGCCACCAGUCCUGUUCCACCUGCAAAGGACCAGGAAAAGAAGGUUGUAUUCUGUGCGCCCCAGGCUUUCUGAAGGAGGAGUUGCUGUGUGUGUCCUCGUGCAGCCAAGGCUACUACACUCAGAGCACCGCUACAGGUUCAACGAUAUGCAAAAAGUGUCAGGACCAGUGCCUGAGCUGCAGCUCACCUGGGAUUGCCUGUUCCAGGUGCAAAGAGGGCUACAGCCUCCUGGGUGGAAUCUGCAUUAUCAGUAACAUCUGUAGCAAUGCGGACGAGGUCUUUUGCGAGAUGGUGAGGUCUAACAGACUUUGUGAGAAGAAGCCCUUCCGGCAAUUCUGUUGUAAGACGUGCCACAUGGGCUGAGGAAGAGGAGGAACACCACAUCACACAUCAACUCUAUUGCCUGUUGUACGUUUUCUCAAUCGUUAGGCUUUGAUGAAUUGUGCUGUGUGCUAUGACACUUGCAUAAUCACAAGAGUCACCCCUUCAUGUCAUAUGAUCACAACGUGACUGAAAAUGAUACUUACAUAUCAAGGUUUUUAAAAAACCAGCACGUCAGGUGAAACCGAUCACGGGGUUUUACGCAGUCUAAGUACUGGGUGUACUGACGAACUGAUAGCAUAAUAUUCUUUCAGCACUGCAGUGCUUGUAAAGCUUUUACAAUCAAAUAUAAAAAAAAGAAAACAUUGGAAUUGUUUGCAGUUUUUGUAAGAAAAAACCAAACUCAUCAAAGAUCACAUUCAGUAGUAUAGAUUUAUUAUGGUACAUUUAGUGGGAUUGUAGGGGUAUGGGUUUCAGAAACUAUCCAUCCCUUUUGUUAUGCUUUUGAUUUUGUUAAAUGAUCUCAAGACCAAAUAAAAACAAGUAAAACA
Paramormyrops kingsleyae is the source of this 3545-nucleotide messenger RNA. RefSeq names its product proprotein convertase subtilisin/kexin type 6-like. Gene Ontology annotation, biological process: peptide hormone processing. Gene Ontology annotation, molecular function: serine-type endopeptidase activity. Gene Ontology annotation, cellular component: cell surface; membrane. Lineage: Eukaryota; Metazoa; Chordata; Actinopteri; Osteoglossiformes; Mormyridae. The record is from RefSeq and is a predicted model, not a curated record.